GCUUCCGGGGCGGGACCUCGGAUCCCGGAACUGGUCAUAGAUCUCGGCUAAAGCAUCGGGGUCUUACUGUCGGCUGUCUCUUGUGCCCGCUCACGCUCGUCCAGUCGCCGCUGCCGUCUGUCGCCGCCAUGGGGAAGCGACAGCACCAGAAGGACAAGAUGUACAUUACCUGUGCUGAGUAUACUCACUUCUAUGGUGGCAAGAAGCCAGAUAUCCCCAAAACAAAUUUUCGUCGUUUACCUUUUGACCACUGCAGUCUCUCUCUGCAGCCGUUCGUCUACCCGGUGUGCACCCCUGAAGGCAUCGUCUUUGACUUGCUGAGCAUCCUCCCUUGGCUUAAGAAGUACGGGACCAACCCUAGCAACGGAGAGAAACUAGAUGGACGGUCCUUGAUUAAGCUAAAUUUUGCGAAGAACAAUGAAGGUAAAUAUCACUGCCCUGUGCUGUUCACCGUGUUCACCAACAACACCCACAUCGUGGCCAUCAAAACGACGGGCAAUGUCUAUGCCUACGAGGCAGUGGAGCAGCUGAAUAUCAAGGCCAAGAACUUCCGGGACCUGCUGACCGAUGAGCCCUUCUCCCGGCAGGACAUCAUCACCCUUCAGGAUCCCACCAAUUUGGACAAAUUUAACGUCUCCAACUUCUUUCAUGUAAAGAACAAUAUGAAAAUGAUAGACCCAGAUGAAGAAAAAGCCAAACAGGACCCGUCUUACUACCUGAAAAACACGAACGCGGAGACCCGGGAGACCCUGCAGGAGCUCUACAAGGAGUUCAAAGGGGACGAGGUUCUGGCGGCCACCAUGAAGGCCCCUGAGAAGAAGAAAGUGGACAAGCUGAACGCCGCCCACUACUCCACUGGGAAGGUCAGCGCUUCCUUCACCUCCACCGCCAUGGCUCCAGAGACGACGCAUGAAGCAGCCGCCAUCGAUGAAGACGUCCUGCGCUACCAGUUUGUAAAGAAGAAGGGCUACGUGCGGCUCCACACCAACAGGGGUGACCUCAACCUGGAGCUGCACUGCGACCUGACGCCCAAGACCUGUGAGAACUUCAUCAGGCUCUGCAAGAAGCACUGCUACGACGGCACCAUCUUCCACAGGUCCAUCAGGAACUUCGUGAUCCAAGGGGGUGACCCCACUGGCACUGGCACGGGUGGAGAGUCGUUCUGGGGAAAGCCUUUCAAAGACGAGUUCCGGCCCAACCUCUCCCACACGGGCCGGGGUAUCCUCAGCAUGGCCAACUCGGGGCCCAACAGCAACAAGUCUCAGUUCUUCAUCACUUUCCGCUCCUGUGCCUACCUGGACAAGAAGCACACCAUCUUUGGGCGGGUUGUUGGAGGCUUCGACACACUGACAGCCAUGGAGAACGUGGAGAGUGACCCCAAAACUGACCGCCCUAAGGAGGAGAUCCGCAUCGAGUCCACCACAGUGUUUGUGGACCCCUAUGAGGAGGCUGAUGCUCAGAUCGCUGAGGAGCGCAAGAAGACGCAGCUGAAAGAGGAGGCCCUGGAGACCACUGUGAAGACAAGCCAGCCCCAGCUGGGGAGCCCUGGACCCCAAGCGUACCGCCAGGGGGUUGGCAAGUACAUCAGCCCAGAGGCCACGAAGCGGGCAGCAGAGGAAGAGCCAUCCACUAGCACCGCCGCCCCCACAGCUAAGAAGAGGCCCAGCAGAGGCUUUGGGGACUUCAGCUCCUGGUAGCCGACCUGGAGCUUCUGCAUUCCGAAGGCUGGCUUCCCGCAGAGACUCAAUAAAGCUUUGUUGUUGCCCAGACCCCCUCUGCUGAGAGCCACUCAGGCCUUGGGAACCCAGCCUCCCCUCCCCACACCCUUGCAGAGUGCUGGCUGUCUCCCAGCAGGGGUGUGGGCGUUUUCUUACCCCCAUGCCCUUGUCAUCUCAGGGCUGGUCUGUUUACCCAGUCAGUUCCUGGGCCCGUGGCAUCACCUGGGGACUUGUCAAAAAGGAUUCUCAGACCCCAGGAAUCAGAAGCUGAGCACUCAGGCCAGCGUGGCCUCUGUCAGCAGCCUCCUGUGCUUCAAGUGGCAGUGCAGUUGACAACCUGGACGAGACCCUUGGUGCGCCUCUCAGAACCCGUUUCUAUUCCUGCUUGUCCGGCUCGCCCAGGCCAGUGCCCCCAGCAGUGACCACCGGCCCGGCGCCGCCACAGCCGCCCCUCCCACCACUCCUCCCUUCAUGCCUCAUCUGUCCAGUGGGUGCCUGCGCUGCUCCAUGCACGGCCCCACUCUGCCUGAGUCACAAGACACCCCUCCAUGCCAGGUGCAGCCUCCUGCUCCUACUGGUCCUGGAGGAGGAUGGGGCAGAGCCCUGGGGAGUUGGCAUGACCACUUCUGACACCACCCCGCGUGUGCUCGGCUAUCGCUUGGCUUGGGCGCUGCUGCUUCCCCACUUGCUCUGAUGCUGCUGGGCCAGUGGCAGUCAUGCCCCCAACUUCCAGAGCCCUCCUUUGACCCCCCCAUUUUUUGGUAAAAUAUCUUCAGAAGGAUUACACUUGCCUACCUUUCCUCGCUUCGGUUCAUUCCUCAGCUCACACCAACCUGGCUCUGUUCCCUUGACCUCUGUCCUGAGGCAGUGGGCGCUGCGAACUCAUCCUGGAACACCCGGCCCAUCUUUCCUAGCCCCAAGGCUGUAAGAGCAUCAAGCCUCAGGGGUAGCAUGUCCCUCCCUACUGUGCUGUCUGACCUCCCCCUGCCCAUAGCAGCACCCUCAGCAGGCCCUGCCACCUCCCAGCUCAUCAAGCUGAAAUUUGACUUGCUUCUUGGUUUCUUCCUUUCCCUCUCCCAAGACCUCUAAGUCUUUGCAAGUCUUGACAGCUCUUGCUUCCAGAACAUGUCUUGGCUCUCGUUGCUUUUCCAUCUCUGCUGCAGACACCUAUGCCAGCCCUGUGCCCCUCCCUGGACGGCACAGCAGAGUCUCCGCUCACUCGUGCCUCUUUUCUGCUCAUCCUCGCUUGCACAGCCGCCAGGCAGUCCCAGGAGACACACCUCUGUUACCGUGUUUCAAGCCAUUCAUCACACCAAGAACAAGCUCCGCAUGCCUCACCUAGCCAGCCAGCUCCAGCCUGCACCCCAGCCAGCUUCUUUGCAGAGGGGUGGUCUGGGCUCCCACACCCACCAUGUCCUCAGGGACUUCAAGGACCACCUUCAGACAGACGUCUGGGUAACACCUGUGGGAGGUGUGCAGUCUGCACUGCCCCCAAGAGCCCGUGUCACACGUGUGAUGGGCUGGGUGAGACUGUAGCUGUGGGUCAGGUGCAUGCGGUAGCUUAGAGGUGCAAGCGGGGGGCUGGAGGUCCUGGAAAGGCCAGGGAGUGUGGACGCACACUGUGGAGACCAGCCCGUGCUGAGAGGUGUGUACAGGCACCCAGGUGGAGGGUGGACUGGCCCUGCAGGACGGAACGGGGUGAGCAGCCCAGCCAGACCGCAGCCCCAGUUGUGUUUGGACUCUGACAGCUCUGAGCCUUGGAGAUGGUGCUUCUGAGACAGGAACUGGUGUGACGCGUGCUGGGCCUGAGGCGCCCGUGGCUCCCACAGAGGGGUGACCUGCCCCUGUGGUGCAACAGGAGGGCAGGGCAGCACCAGAGUGCAGAGAUGGUGACCAUUGAAAGCUUUAUU
Messenger RNA from Loxodonta africana (African savanna elephant), 3628 nucleotides. RefSeq names its product peptidylprolyl isomerase like 2 (gene PPIL2). Lineage: Eukaryota; Metazoa; Chordata; Mammalia; Proboscidea; Elephantidae. Gene Ontology annotation, molecular function: ubiquitin protein ligase activity; peptidyl-prolyl cis-trans isomerase activity. Gene Ontology annotation, cellular component: catalytic step 2 spliceosome. The record is from RefSeq and is a predicted model, not a curated record. The coding region runs from base 129 to 1697 and encodes 522 amino acids. The transcript is spliced from 20 exons. Gene Ontology annotation, biological process: protein peptidyl-prolyl isomerization; protein folding; protein polyubiquitination.